Cyprinus carpio (common carp) is the source of this 2029-nucleotide messenger RNA. RefSeq names its product inositol-trisphosphate 3-kinase A-like. Gene Ontology annotation, molecular function: inositol-1,4,5-trisphosphate 3-kinase activity; inositol tetrakisphosphate kinase activity. The record is from RefSeq and is a predicted model, not a curated record. NCBI's taxonomy places the organism in Eukaryota, Metazoa, Chordata, Actinopteri, Cypriniformes, Cyprinidae. Gene Ontology annotation, biological process: inositol phosphate biosynthetic process. Gene Ontology annotation, cellular component: nucleus; cytoplasm.
AUCUGUACGGUACGCGGUAUGGGCCAAUCAUCAUCCAGCAGCGGCGGCAGCUCCUCACACCGCUGUAACAGAGCAGCACUCGCAAGCUCCACACGAGCGCGCGUGCAAGGAGUGUUUUGUUCGCCUGAUACCGGUGACCGCUUAGACGAGAAUCCUAUGAAAACCAAGGAUCUGCAGUCUGUUCAGACGUGCUGGCGGGACGAUUUUGUUAAAGAGGGGACGACUUCUGUGGAUGUGAGAGUACACGAGCCGAUAAAACUGAUUUCUUCUUCCGGUAAUCAGCAUGCGACCGAAAACUUGGUACUUCUGAGUCGAGACACUGACUUUGAGAGCUUUGUCUCGGAUUCCCGAAGCGGACAGAAAGAGGUAGGUGAGGAGAACCAUGAGUUUUGCGUCUCGCCGUGGGACAUGGAAAGAGUGUCAGAAGGAGGUGCCGUGACUCCAGGCAGAGUUUCGGAGGAAAAUGUGACCCAGUGCCUGAACACACCAGACUUUUUAGUAGACUUCAGCUGUUCGUCUCCGUUAACAAACCAUGAAAUGACCAAAAGUACGUUGCAACCCUCCGUGUCAGGUCGGCUGGGUGGAGAAGUGGAGCAACACGUCUCAAACCCGUUCCCUAGGAUUAUUCCCAAACUAAUAAUCACCCAUGAUGAUUUAGGACCCGGUCAGGACAGUCCACACAUCAGGGAUUUGACUUUAAGCAUGGGCGGCUUUUCACUGGAGCUGCAUCCCGAUGAGGACUCGCCCUGCUCGGACAGCGGCUGCGGGGGCUCCCCUGCGCCCUCCCUGUUCCACAGGAAACUGUCCAACUCCUCCUCUGCUGGAUUAUCCUCUGCCUCGUCCUUUGAGGAAUCUGAGGAUGAUUUCACGGGCAGUGACAUUGAGCCCACCAGUCUGUCCCCCAGCAUGAUCGGCAGUCCUGAUGAACUCACAGGGGCUAAAUCUUGGAGGAAGUUAAAGACCAUGGUGCAUUGCUCUCCAUUUGUGGUUUCGUUUAAGAAACUAUAUCCUUGGGUUCAGCUCGCAGGCCACGCAGAUAAUUUCCAGGCAGGCGAGUAUGGGAAACUGUUGAAGAAGUAUUGUGAAUGUGAGCAGCAGUGUCUGGAGAAGCUGAUGAAUGACAACCUCCGGCCGUUUGUUCCUGGUUACUAUGGUACUGUGCAGCAGAACGACCAGGAUUACAACCUAAUGGAUGAUCUGCUGACACACUUCAACUCUCCUUCAAUCAUGGAUUGCAAGAUGGGAAGCAGGACAUACCUGGAAGAAGAGCUGGUAAAGGCCCGUGAGCGUCCUCGUCUUAGGAAGGACAUGUAUGAAAAAAUGGUGGCUGUGGAUCCAGGAGCACCCAGUCCGGAGGAAAGAGCCCAGCAGGCGGUUCUCAAACCUCGAUACAUGCAGUGGAGGGAGACACUGAGCUCAACCUCCACUCUUGGCUUCCGCAUAGAGGGCAUCAAGAAAGCAGAUGGCACAUGCAACACCAGCUUUAAAAAAACCAAACAUAAGGAGCAGGUGAUGAAGGCCUUGAGUGGCUUUGUGGAUGGAAACACACAGUUACUGAGGAGUUAUCUACAGAGGCUGGAGGAGCUGCGCAGCACUUUAGAGACGUCAGAGUUCUUCAGAACACAUGAGGUGGUUGGGAGUUCUUUGCUAUUCGUGCACGAUGCUUCAGGCCUGGCCAGAGUAUGGAUGAUUGACUUUGGUAAAACCAUCCCACUGCCACCACCCCGAACCCUGGACCACCGCACGCCCUGGGCUGAGGGAAACCGGGAGGACGGGUACCUGUGGGGUCUGGACAACCUCAUUCAGAUCUUUGGAGACAUGCUGCAGGACGCGACCUCACCCUGAUGGAUGCACAGAUCGCGCCUGAGCCCGAAGCAUCACGUGUAGGGACACGUUGAUGGAGGGAGGCGCACAACAGGAUAUUAGUUCUGAGAUGAGUCUGUUCUUGUGCUGUCGGAGAUAAAAGCGAACAAAAUAUGAGUGGAAAAACUCAAGCACAUUUUGUCAACAAGGUUUUUUUUUUUUUUUU